UCCUCAAGUUGGAGAAUCAAAUACUGGUUUCACAUAUUUUACUUUAUCACCAAUUGAGAAGAGGCAGGCUCAUAGGCAUGUUUUGACAAAUUGUCGUGCAGUUGAUAACUAUCUUAGGGAUUAUAGAGAUAUUGUGAAGAAAAGAUUAAGAAGCCGAACAAGGGAUACUACUGAGAUAGACAAAAAGGUUCAUAGAGAAUUUGUUGAUUGGUUCUCUAAUCAUAUUUGUACUAAUCUCAACAAACUUCCUGAUGUGGAUAAAGACAUUCUUAUCAGUCUUUCUCAAGGACCAUAUGACCAAGCAAGAAAGUUCUCUUCAUAUGAUGUUAACGGAUAUAGAUUUCGAACUUUAGCAAGGGAUAAUGGAUUAAAAACUCAGAAUAGCGGAGUCUUUGGUACAUUUGGAACAAGAAGUUACUCAAGUAGUAAAGAUACCCGAAUGAACUUUGGUGCGGUACCUUAUUAUGGAAAGUUGGUAGACAUCAUUGAGCUUUUCUACAAUGGCUUUACAGUUCUCUUGUUUAAAUGUCAAUGGGCAAACACAACUAGUCCUAGAGGAAUCAAAAAAGACAAUUUGGGUUUUUUAUCUGUGAACUUUACAAGACUCAUACAUACUGGUGAACAUGAAGAUGACGAGGCAUAUAUUAAAGCUUCUGAAGCCCAGAUGGUAUAUUAUGUGGAUGAUGAGAAAGAAAAAGGAUGGUGCAUACCAAUUCACUUGAAGCCAAGAGAUUUGUAUAACAUGGCUGGAGAUAAUAUGGGUGAAGAUGACGAAAUUACAGUAUCCAAUGAUAAUUAUCCACCACAAGACUUAGAGUCUCUUUUUUCAGAUGAAAAUACAAAUAUAAAAUUGGCGAGAAUAGUUGUAGAUGAUGAUCUUCCAAUAAUCAAUGAAAACUAUGAUGAGAAUGAGGAUAUGCUUGUGUAAAAGACAUUGAGCUUACAAGACUAAAAAAGAAGUGCUAAGGAGGUUGAGGCAGCUGAGGCUGCAAAAAGAAGUGCUAGAGCUGCAGUUGCUUCAUUGCUUCCUUCCAAGUUGUUUGGGAAUAAGGAUGCUGAUUCAGAGGCUAAA
Messenger RNA from Arachis duranensis, 1072 nucleotides. RefSeq lists its product as uncharacterized. Lineage: Eukaryota; Viridiplantae; Streptophyta; Magnoliopsida; Fabales; Fabaceae. The record is from RefSeq and is a predicted model, not a curated record.